CACAGUCAUUCUGCACGACUACCGGGAAUAUCAAGGGCGACGACUCACUUUCCAAGAAACAAUGACAAGACGAAGCGGUCGCCUUCAAUCCAAAUCCGAAUGCGUGACGCCACAGUCCAGGAAAAUGACAAAAGCGAAAAGAGAGCAGUGUUACAAAAAGAAAACACCGUCGUCCAAGAAAGUGACUGGUGACGUGCAGAAUCCAAGGGCAGAAGAGGAGACGUACAGUGACAGUCCAAUGAUUGGGAUGGAAACGUUGGACAAACUUGUAUUGCCUUCGCCUCUCCCCACCCUCAGUUGGGGUUGCUCGGAGGACGUGUGGGUGAAAAUGCUGGCCAAAGACCUGAAGUACCAGCAUGACAAGAGCCUGACCGCGAGGCACCCGGAGAUCCAGCCCAAGAUGAGGGCCAUCCUGCUGGACUGGCUUCUGGAGGUGUGCGAGGCCUACCUGCUCCACCGGCAGACCUUCUACCUGGCGCAGGACUUCUUCGACCGCUACAUGCUGACGCAGGCCGGCGUGGACAAGAACCGCCUGCAGCUGACGGGCCUCACCGCACUCUUCAUCGCCUGCAAGAUAGAGGAAAUCAAUCCCCCCAAGUUGAUGGAGUUGGCCUACGUGGCGGAUGGGGCCUGUUACGAGGAGGAGAUCUUGCAGAUGGAGCUCAUUAUGCUGAAGGCGUUAAACUGGGACCUGUGCCCCGAGACGGUCAUCUCCUGGAUGAAGCUCUACCUCCAGAUGGCCUCUCUGUAUGAUCACACCAACCUCCUCCUCCCACAGUUCUCCAGAGAAACCUACAUCCAGAUCACGCAGCUCCUGGACCUGUGUAUUCUGGAUGUGAAUGCUCUGGACUUCCAGUACGGGCUACUCGCUGCUGCUGCACUUAGUCACUUUACCUCCGUGGAGGUCGUUCUCAAGGUCACAGGUCUGACCUGGGAGAAGCUGCUACCGUGUGUGAACUGGAUGGCACCGUACGCCGAGACAGUGGCGGGCUACAUGAGCGUGCCCCUCAAGCAGUUUGAGACCGUGUCUGAGGAGGACUGGCACAACAUCCAGACACACACCACAUACCUGACCAUGCUGGACCAGGCCCACCAGAGGCAGUUUGAGAGCUCCUUUGUUCCCCUCACCCCACCCGGCAGCUCAGAGAAGAAUGCAUCAUCUCCGUGAAAAUAUGACAUGCUACAUUCUGUCGCCUUCUCUAAGGCCAUGCUCGCUAAGACUUCUGGGAAACGGUGUCGCUGUUCUGUGACGAAAACAGAAGCUCUUGACCUGGGGUGCGUUUCUCGACAGUGUUGUUGCUAAACAGUUAGCAACUUAGUAGGUUGCCUAUGAGAAUUGCAUUGCAAACAAGUAAGUUGCUGACUUAGUUGCUAACUUGGUUAGCAAUGGCGCUUUUGAGAAACGGGGUCCUGAACUCCCUGGAAACCACUUGACCUGUAAGAACUUUUCUGUGGGAAAG
This is a messenger RNA of Engraulis encrasicolus (European anchovy), 1460 nucleotides long. Its product is annotated as G1/S-specific cyclin-E2-like. The transcript has 12 exons. Gene Ontology annotation, biological process: regulation of cyclin-dependent protein serine/threonine kinase activity; G1/S transition of mitotic cell cycle. Bases 62 to 1168 code for a protein of 368 amino acids. Gene Ontology annotation, cellular component: nucleus; cyclin E2-CDK2 complex; cyclin E1-CDK2 complex. NCBI's taxonomy places the organism in Eukaryota, Metazoa, Chordata, Actinopteri, Clupeiformes, Engraulidae. The record is from RefSeq and is a predicted model, not a curated record. Gene Ontology annotation, molecular function: cyclin-dependent protein serine/threonine kinase regulator activity.